UUGUGUGAUACCUGAAAAAUCAAUCAAAACAAAAAUCUCCACGGGCCAAAACAUUCGCUGCGAAUUUUGCUCAAAAAUUGAACUCAAUUCAGAAUUCCAAUGAUAAACUAGACAAAAUUUAACAAAAUGGGCCAAGUCAAGAGCCAGUUCAGCGAGGAGGAGCUGCAGGACUACGAAGAUUUGACGUAUUUCACCAAAAAAGAAAUUCUCUAUGCGCACAAAAAGUUCAAGAGCCUCGCCCCGGAAAAGGUCGGCCACAACAAGAACGCCCGGCUGUCGAUGAACAAGAUCCUGCAGUAUCCGGAGCUGCGGGUGAAUCCGUUUGGCGAUCGGAUCUGCAAGGUGUUUAGCUCCAACAACGGCGAGAUAUCGUUCGAGGACUUUCUGGACAUGAUGUCGGUGUUCUCGGACGCGGCCCCCAAGUCGGUCAAGGCGGAGCACGCGUUCCGGAUUUUUGAUUUUGAUGGCGAUGACAUGAUUGGGAAGAAUGACCUGAAGCAGGUGAUUCAGAGAUUGACGGGCUACAACAACGCCCUCAGCGAUAGCGACAUUGACCAGCUGAUAACGAACAUCUUGGAGGAAGCCGACCUGGACGACGACGGAGCGCUCUCGUUCGCCGAAUUCGAACACAUUAUCGACAAAUCUUCCGAUUUUACAAACUCAUUCCGCAUCAGGCUAUGAAUCGAGAAACGCCCGCAUACAACGUUUAGCUCAAAUUAUUCUUCGAACCAAGACAAACCAUGUAAUCUCUACAUUUGGAACGUAUUUCUCCCCACUCCACGCAAGAUAUUAUAGCAUGUUUAGUGUAAAAUUUUGACAAUUUUAUUCGGUGUCGUGUUUUUAUGUACUAUUAUUAUGUGUUUCUCAUGCAAUAAAUGCCCACAAUUAUUAGU
This is a messenger RNA of Culex quinquefasciatus (southern house mosquito), 893 nucleotides long. RefSeq names its product calcium and integrin-binding protein 1. The coding region runs from base 127 to 681 and encodes 184 amino acids. The transcript has 5 exons. NCBI's taxonomy places the organism in Eukaryota, Metazoa, Arthropoda, Insecta, Diptera, Culicidae. Gene Ontology annotation, molecular function: calcium ion binding. The record is from RefSeq and is a predicted model, not a curated record.